Messenger RNA from Pocillopora verrucosa, 543 nucleotides. The record is from RefSeq and is a predicted model, not a curated record. Lineage: Eukaryota; Metazoa; Cnidaria; Anthozoa; Scleractinia; Pocilloporidae.
AUGACUGCGGAACUGAAAGAAUACAUCUCACACUGUGAGAAGUGCAGUAAGUACGAGGCAAGACAGCAGAAAGAGUCCUUGAUAAGCCACGAAGUUGCAGAACGCCCCUGGGAAAAGAUUGGCACAGAUUUGUACAACAUCGAUGGCCAAGACUACUUAGUUGUUGUAGACUAUUUUUCAAAUUUCUGGGAAAUCGAGCACCUCCCCAACACAACAACGAGUACCAUCAUCAAGAAGCUGAAGUGCCAUUUCGCGAGACAAGGCAUCCCAGACAUUGUCAUAAGUGACAAUGGGCCACAGUUUGUUUGCGAAAAAUUCAGCAAUUUCGCCAGUGAAUGGGACUUUGAACACAGACCAGGAAGUCCUGGACACCAGCAGACAAAUGGCAAGGCAGAAGCAGCUGUUAAAGAGGCCUUUACUUUAUGUCGAGCGUGCAGGGAGUCGCUGAGUAACCAGACACAAGCAGAUGAAGAGGAGCUGAUCGAACAGGAUGGCUUUGGUGAUGAAGAAGGGAUUUUGUCAUUGAGUAUGAGAGCCCUGUAG